Phytophthora infestans T30-4 is the source of this 1065-nucleotide messenger RNA. RefSeq lists its product as uncharacterized. Bases 1 to 1065 code for a protein of 354 amino acids. NCBI's taxonomy places the organism in Eukaryota, Oomycota, Peronosporomycetes, Peronosporales, Peronosporaceae. The transcript has a single exon. The record is from RefSeq and is a predicted model, not a curated record. Gene Ontology annotation, molecular function: protein binding.
AUGAAACGCGCUCCCCGCGAUGCCUCAAGCGUUCCUCGCUUCCAUGACGCCCUGCGCACCGGCCAAGUGGACGCCGUGCGUCGCAUGAUCCACCGAGACCCUUCUCUGGCAAAUGUGCGGUCCAGCUCGAGCCCACAUGCGACGUCCCUCAUGAUCUCCGCUACCAGUAGCCACCUGCCUACGAAAAUUAUGUUGGCGCUGGUAAAACUUCUUCUAGCCAAAGGAGCCUCGUUGCGCACAAAGGACGAUCAUCGCUGCAACGCUUUAAUGGCCGUCUGCGUCUCUGGGGGACAUCCGCGCAUUAUUAGCUUCCUAUUAGACUGGGACAGGGUCAAGUCGGCUCAUAGAGUGCUACAAUGGAGUGAUACGGACGACAAAGGUCGAACCGCGCUGGGACUCGCGUGCGUACACGGCCACGGACGACUGGCGUCUUAUAUUUUGGACCUUGCAGGGGUCCAAGAGGUCGGAAGUCCCUUGUACGCGCUCAAAAUGGCGCUACAGAGCGAGGACGAGCGCUGUGUCCUGGAUUUACUUGGCAGUAAAAAGCUGCGGUGGCUGGUGAAGCAGAACAAAAGACACGACAAACUGAUAAUGAAUGGGGAGUGGAAUCAGACUCAGACUCAGACAACUGAGGAAGAGUAUACACUGUCUAAAUGCGUAGCUAAAGCCGUCGAACUCGAGAUGGUGCGCGUAGUGACGGAGCUGCAUCGUCUGAAUCGACGCUGUGUCGGCCAUGCCACGUGGUUCGCGCUGUGCAGUAAGAGCGAGGUGCGUCCUCGAGCUAAAACCGCGCUUGUGCGGAGAGCGAAUUCGGUAAUACCGGUAUUUAAGGAGAUUGCAGACUUGCACCGUCGAGAUUGCGUGUGGGAACGCAUGAGAAUCGUCUUUUUGAUUCGAUCCGCGCCUCCUGUGGAGAGGAAUGGGUCGAUGGAGAUCAAUAUCGUGGCAGAGCUACCCGACGCAGUGUUUCGCAUUGUCGCUGAGUUUUUGAAGCCGACAUUUGACGAUGCGGAAGAAGCCCAGAAAGAGCGAUUCAAGACUGUGCUCGAUCUGUCGUCCUGGUAA